Castor canadensis (American beaver) is the source of this 468-nucleotide messenger RNA. NCBI's taxonomy places the organism in Eukaryota, Metazoa, Chordata, Mammalia, Rodentia, Castoridae. The record is from RefSeq and is a predicted model, not a curated record.
AUGACAGGUGACCUGCUACAAUUGUAUGAUAAUUGUCCAGGCGGCUUUUCUGAGCCUUUGCAACUGGAUUGUGACCAUUGUGCCAUAGUGUCAAACUCUGGUCAGAUGGUUGGACAGAAGGUGGGAAAUGAAAUUGAUCAGUCAUCUUGCAUUUGGCGAAUGAACAAUGCCCCCACCAGGGGUUAUGAAGAAGACGUUGGACGCAUGACCAUGAUCCGAGUAGUGUCCCAUACUAGUGUACCUCUUUUGCUGAAAAACCCCGACUAUUUUUUCAAGGAAGCAAACACUACUAUUUACGUUAUUUGGGGCCCUUUCCGCAAUAUGAGGAAGGAUGGCAAUGGCAUUGUUUACAACAUGUUGAAAAAGACGGUUGAUGUCUAUCCAAAUGCCCAAAUUUAUGUGACCACAGAGAAGCGUAUGAGUUACUGUGAUGGAAUUUUUAAGAAGGAAACUGGGAAAGAUAGGUGA